AUCUAUUUAGUGCAGUUGUCAUCAAAGUUAAAAGGAUAUUGCAAUAAAAUCAUAAAAUUGAUUGUAGAACAAUUUUACAGUUAAUAUUUUGUUAAUUUGUUUAUUAAUUCAUUGAUUAUUAACUCUGAUAUUAAUAAAGAAUUAUAGAUUUGUUAUUUAUGUUUUCUAACAAGGAUAACAUAGAAAAUUAACCAUAAUUUUUGACAUCUCGAGCUUAAAAUCCACAGAUUUUUCGAAAUUUGUUAUAUUUGUUAUAUUUGUUACAUUUGCUUUAGACGAAUAAUUAUUAUUAAAUUUUGAAAUUAUGAACUCGAAUUAUGAUGAGUUAAGCUGGACAGAAGUUCGUGACAUCUUUCGAAUUUGGCGAGAGAAUUCUGAACGUAAAAGUAAGGAUGUUGUUGACUUAUGGGAAUCGACAUUGAAAUCGAAAAUAAAUAAUCUUGGAAAUGAGAAAUACUUGGUUUUGGAGCAAGUUUGCAUAGCAGCUUUAGAUUGUUAUCGUCUUGCCUUGGCCGAACAAUGUUUAAAAAUUCUGAUGAAUGAGUUUCCUGGAAGUCUACGAGUUCACAAAUAUCAUGCAAUGCAUUUAGAAGCUUUAGAAAUGUAUGACGAAGCAGUGGAAGUAUUAGACUCAAUAAUUAAAAGAGAUGAAACAAAUGCAGCUCCAAGAAAAAGGCGAAUUGCAAUUUUAAAAGCAAAGGGACAAAUACCGGAAGCUAUUAAGGAGCUCACGGAAUAUCUUAAGAAAUUCAUGAGCGAUCAAGAGGCUUGGCACGAAUUAUGCGAUUUAUAUUUACAAGAGCAAGAUUAUUCCAAGGCAGCAUUUUGUAUGGAAGAACUUAUACUGCACAAUCCCCAUAGUCAUUUAAUUUAUCAGCGAUACGCGGAGAUAAAAUAUUCUCAGGGAGGAUUUGAAAAUAUUGAGCAAGCGAAAUCGUAUUUCUGUCAGGCAAUCAAAUUGAAUCCAAGCAAUAUUCGAGCUCUUUAUGGAUUAUUAUUGGCAACUAAUCAUAUCGCCUCGUCAGUGAGAAGUACGGCAUCGAAAAAGAAAGAAGCAAUAAAAUUGAGUGAAUGGGCUAUAAAAAUGCUGGAUGAUUUAUACAAAUCGAAAGUGGAUGAAGAUGAAGGUAUCAAAGUAGUAGAAGAUUUAUUAUCUCAAUUACAAAUUGAAGCUUAGUCAGAAAAUCGGUAAUUUAGGUAAAUAUUUCAAACAACACACACACAUUGAUACACAACAACAAUAAAAAAAAGGGUAGAAGCACUAAUUUACAUUAUCCAAAGGUAUAACGUUUUCUAUCCGCAUUUUUAUAACUGUACAAAGUAAAAGUACAGAUAGGUUCAAUAAGUGUAAACCACUCUCUGUUUAAAGUACAUAGGUGUAAUUAUUAUAUAAAAUUAAAAAAAGAGUGACUGUUGUUUCUUUGUUACAAAUAUUGUACUAAUCGCUAUUACAUUUUUGAAGGAAUGAUUACUGAGGGGGGAGAAAAAAAUUUUUAAAAAAAUGUUAAUGCGAAACAAAUCUUGAUCAAUUAUCUCGUCUCAUUGUCAUUAAAUAUACUUCGUUGUUUGAAA
Messenger RNA from Leptopilina heterotoma, 1572 nucleotides. Its product is annotated as ER membrane protein complex subunit 2-B-like. Gene Ontology annotation, molecular function: protein binding. Bases 305 to 1177 code for a protein of 290 amino acids. NCBI's taxonomy places the organism in Eukaryota, Metazoa, Arthropoda, Insecta, Hymenoptera, Figitidae. Gene Ontology annotation, cellular component: EMC complex. Gene Ontology annotation, biological process: protein folding in endoplasmic reticulum. The record is from RefSeq and is a predicted model, not a curated record. The transcript is spliced from 7 exons.